Angiostrongylus costaricensis is the source of this 1314-nucleotide messenger RNA. NCBI's taxonomy places the organism in Eukaryota, Metazoa, Nematoda, Chromadorea, Rhabditida, Metastrongylidae. The record is from the annotation of a GenBank genome assembly.
AUAACCUCAUUCUCAUUUCAGUGGGGAUCUCGAACAACAAACCAGUAUCAGUACUGCGAGAACGAGAACGUGGAUGACUAUUCCGCUUUAGGACAGUCUGCAUCGCCACGGAUUAAGAAACGGCACUCAUCUGGUGAUCUAGGUAUCAUUCAUCGUGAGAAAUCAGAUGUUAUCGAUUCUAAGCUUCACUCUAAGGAUGAGCCUCUAUGUCGACAGACAACUGUUAGUGUAGUUGUGGACGACAGCAUCGAUUUCAUUGCGGCUGGUAUUGAGGCUAUUAUAGAGGACCAAGUGACGAGUCGUUUUCGAGCCGAGCAACUCUCUUCGUGGAAUCUUCUCACAAGAACGCGAUACUCGUUCCAGUACAUUAAUUGGAAGUUGACGGUUUUAUGGGCCACAGGGUUCCUGUUCCGAUAUUUGAUUCUCGUACCCAUUCGAAUAGUUUUAUUCCUGAUCGGACUGUCAAUCAUGUGUAGUGCCUGUUACAUUGCUGGAAUUAUUCCAAACCAAAAGGUCAAAAAAUUCAUCAGUCGCCAAGUGAUGCUCUUCUCAAUGCGUAUAUUUUCUCGUUCAUUUUCGAGUAUAAUUCGUUUUCAUGAUCAGGGAAACCGGGCGAAGAAAGGAGGAAUUUGUGUGGCGAAUCAUACAUCACCUAUUGACGUAAUGAUCUUGAGCUGUGACAAUUGUUACGCUAUGAUCGGUCAAAAGCAAGGCGGUUUACUUGGAUUUAUUCAAAAUGCACUAAGUCGCGCGGAACACCAUAUAUGGUUUGAACGAGGUGAGGCUGCGGAUAGAAGAAAGGUUUUCAGGCUGAAAGAGCACGUGGAGGACGAGAAUAAGCUGCCUAUUAUAAUAUUCCCUGAAGGUACAUGCAUUAAUAAUACUUCAGUUAUGAUGUUCAAGAAAGGAUCAUUUGAGGUUGGCAGCACAAUUUAUCCGAUAGCGAUGAAAUAUGAUAGUCGAUUAACGGACGCUUUUUGGAAUAGCAGUGAGCAGUCUUAUGGCGAAUAUUUAUGGAGAAUGAUGACUUCGUGGGCUAUAAUCUGUGAUGUCUGGUAUCUCCCUGCAAUGUCGAAAGAAGAAGGUGAAGAUGCUAUAGCAUUUGCCAGACGUGUGAAGCGUGCGAUUGCGAAGAAAGGUGGACUGGUAGACCUGGAGUGGGAUGGUGCUCUGAAGAGGGAACGAGUCUCAUCAAAGUUGGUCCAGCUGCAACAGAAGCUUUAUUAUGAUCGCCUUACAAGGACGACGACAAUUAAUAACCUUUCCCAGGAGGAUUUGAGGACAGACGUUUUGGAUAUUAUGCAGGUGAGAUGA